AUGAGAGCCUGUCUGGCUCUUAAUUAUGUUCCUAGGGGAUGGAGGGAAGUGAAAGUCACAUUCAUACCAAAACCAGAUAAAAGCGACUACACAGACCCUAAAUCCUACAGGCCCAUUAGCCUCAUAUCCUUUCUCCUAAAGACAAUGGAGAGGAUGUGUGAAAGGGAAUUAAGGGGGUCGGCGCUAAUGAACUUACCACUACACGACAAGCAACACGCCUACAGUCUAGGCAAAUCAACAGAAUCGGCACUUCACCAGGUAAUAACAAAGAUUGAAGAGGCCAUCCAAAACAAAGAAAUAUGUCUAGGUUCCUUCAUUGAUAUAGAAAGUGCUUUUGAUAGAACGAACUUCACCAGCAUAAAAUGUGCACUCAGUAGACAUAAAGUUGAACCGGCACUGAUUGACUGGAUAGAAAACAUGCUCAGUACACGAAUAAUAAAUAUCUCAACCAAUCCAAAAUAA
Molecule: messenger RNA, 462 nt
Organism: Parnassius mnemosyne (clouded apollo)
Lineage: Eukaryota; Metazoa; Arthropoda; Insecta; Lepidoptera; Papilionidae
Source: the annotation of a GenBank genome assembly